AUGCUUGAUUGGUAUAGAAAGAAGGAUCCUAAGGCUGCACUUGUGAUAGCUGAGAAUGCUCCAGGGAAUAAUCAAAUGAAUUGUCCAACAAUUCAAAAAGAUUUGGUAAGGGCUUGUGCAGAGGAGACAAGUGAAUUAAUUAAGAGUGAAAUUGGAGAUCGUUGGUUUACGGUGCUUGUUGAUGAGGCUCGUGAUGCAUCAAUUAAGGAACAAAUGGCCGUGGUUGUGAGGUUUGUCAAUGAUAAAGGAAGUGUGAUUGAGAGGUUCCUUGGCCUACAACAUGUUUCUGACACCACAUCAUCUUCACUGAAGGAAGCAUUGGUUUCUAUGCUUGCAAGAUACGGGUUAUCUAUAGCCAAGGUUAGAGGACAGGGAUACGAUGGAGCUUCAAACAUGAGAGGGCAGUUUCAUGGGUUACAAAGGCUGGUAUUGAAUGAAAACCCUUUUGCUUUUUACAUCCACUAUUUUGCUCAUCAAUUGCAUCUUGUGGUAGUUGCUGUAGCCAGAUGUUAUGCUUCAACUGAUGAUUUCUUCAAUUAUGUCACUUCAGUUGUCAAUACUGUUAGUGCUUCUUGCAAGAGAAAAGAUCAACUUCUCCAAAAACACCAUGAUACUCUUGUUCAGCAAUUAGAUAGUGGUGAAAUAACUCCUGGGAGAGGGAAAAACCAAGAAACUAGUCUUGCUAGGCCUGGUGAUACACGAUGGGGUACACAUCACAAAACAUUAGUACGUCUUAUGCUCAUGUGGGAACCUGUGCUUGAGGUGUUAGAGAAUAUUAGUGAUGAUGGUACUGAUGGGGAAAAAACUAUAGCAUCUGGAUUGAUAGAAAAAAUGGAGUCAUUUCAAUUUAUGUUCAUAUUGCAUCUGAUGAUUAGAGUAUUGGGGAUAACUCAAGACCUAUCACAAUGUUUGCAAAAGAAAAAUCAAAACAUUGUUCGUGCAAUAGGAUUGAUUGGUUCUGUGAUGAGAAAUAUAAAUGCCAUGAGGGAAAAUGGUUGGGAUGAUCUUUUAGAGAAGACAAAAGCCUUUGCUGCCAAACACAAUAUAGACAUUCCUAAUAUGGAAGAUAUGAUACCAAUGAGAGGUCGUUCAAAAUGUCGUGGAGCCAAAUAUGUGACCUACUACCAUCAUAUUCAUCAUGGGAUUUUCAAUGUUGUCCUUGAUCAAAUAAUUUGUGAGUUGAACAAUCGAUUUCCAGAAAGAUCAACUCAACUAUUGAGAUGUGUUGCUUGUCUUGAUCCGACAAAUGAGUUUGCCAACUUUGAGAUAGAGAAAUUAGUUGAGCUUGCUAAGAUUUAUUAUGCUGACUUUAGUGAUUAUGAAUGUGAAAAGCUAAGAAUUGAUCUUGAAAAUUUCAUGGAUGAAGUCAAACAUGAUGAAGAAUUUUGCUCUUGUAUUGAUCUUGGUGGCCUUGCUGAGAAGAUGGUUAAAACUGAUAGACAUACAUAUUUUCCUUUGGUGUAUCGCCUCAUUGAGCUUGCAUUGAUAUUGCCCGUGGUAACAGCAACAGUUGAAAGAGCCUUCUCUGCUAUGAAUAUUAUCAAGACCGAUAGGAGGAAUAAAAUGAAUGAUGAUUGGAUGAAUAAUAGCAUGAUAUGCUAUAUUGAGCGGGAUUUGUUUGCAUCCAUUGAAGAUGAUAAAAUUUUAAAGCGCUUUCAAGGCUUAAGAAACCGUAAGAUAAACUUGCCACCUAAGGUCCCAAGGUGCGUAUUGUUUUAG
Miscanthus lutarioriparius is the source of this 1719-nucleotide messenger RNA. NCBI's taxonomy places the organism in Eukaryota, Viridiplantae, Streptophyta, Magnoliopsida, Poales, Poaceae. The record is from the annotation of a GenBank genome assembly.